Molecule: messenger RNA, 1755 nt
Organism: Rhizophagus irregularis DAOM 181602=DAOM 197198
Lineage: Eukaryota; Fungi; Glomeromycota; Glomeromycetes; Glomerales; Glomeraceae
Source: RefSeq, a predicted model, not a curated record
AUGCCGCUUCUUUCUAAACAAAAAAGAAAAUCAAAAGAACAACCACGUACAGUAGGCGGUAAGUAUAAUACUAAAAAAACAUGUAAAAAUGGCCAGGACUCUUUGAUACUUGAAGUAUCUUACAAUGAUAAUGAUUUUUUCGAUGAUGGUUCAUGCUAUUUUAAUGAUGACACUGAUUCUUUUGAUGAUAAUGGUGGCGAUUCUUCAAGUUUUAUUGAUGAUAUACCGGCUGAUGAUAUUAAUUUUGAAUUCUUUGAUGAUGAAGUGUGGAGUGAUGAUGAUGAUAGUGGAUGGGACGAACCAGAAGAAAUGGAAGCCGAAAUUAAACUCCACCAAAGAUUAAAAAAUUUCGAUUUACAAGGGCCAUAUAAAACAAGCAAAACACCAAAAUCAACAUAUUAUGACAAAUAUGGUCCAAAUGGCACGUUAACUAAAGCUGCAGCUGGCACUGAAAAAAUUACAAAUUUUUUUAAGAUUAGUAGUACCCAAGUUACUAAUCCACAAUUAUCUAGAGCUGAUACACUAGAAGUUUUUUCAAGUGAUUCAGAAAGUGAAGUUGUUAACCCAUAUAUUUACAAAAUAACUGAAAAAAUAAAGAAUCUAAAAAAACAGUUAGAGAAACAACAUAAUCAAUUAACAGUUGAUGAGUAUAAUUAUAAAAGAGCAAUAUUUGAAUAUCUAACCUUGUUAAAUAAUAAUAAUGGACACAGAAAAAUUGAUAUUAGUUUGGAAGUUGCACAAAAAAUUUUUAUUGAUGGUGGUGUAUGGAAAGCAAAAAAAAUCAGAUAUCUUACAAAAUAUUGGUUACUGAAUAAUAAACUCCCAGAAUCUAGAUGUGGAAAACAUCAAAAAACAAUUAGAAUAAUUGAUGAUGAAGAUGUUGCAGAAAGAUGUCAUAUUUGGAUUCGAAAACAAGAUUUCAAAGCCACACCAGCUUUAUUUAAAAAAUUCAUUGAAACUGAAUUAUUUCCUAGCAUUGGAAUCACUAGAGAAAAAUCCAUUGCUUUAAUGACUGCAGCAAGAUGGCUUAACGUUCUUGAUUAUUCAUUUCAACAAUAUCGUCGUGGAAUAUAUUAUGAUAGGCAUGAAAGAGAUGAUGUUGUACAAUAUCGAAAAGAAUUCUUAGAAAAAAUGUUUGAACAUGAAAAAUAUAUGUCCAAAUAUGAAGGUGAAUCUAUAGAUCAAAUACAUCCUAACUUACCUGAAGGAGAGAAAGAGAGAAUCCUGGGAUAUUGGACAGCAGAACAUCUUCUGGAACAAAUUGAAUAUAAAGCAAUUCCUAUUUUCGAGGCUUUAUAUUCAGAUUGUGUAGCAGUAUUUGCUUUUGAUAAUAGCUCUAAUCAUGCUGCAUUUAGCAAAGAUGCUUUAGUUGCAAGUCGAAUGAACUUAAAUCCAGGUGGUAAACAACCAGUCAUGCGGAAUACUUACUUUGGGCCAAAUAAUCAGCUACAGUCAAUGGUGUUUCCAACAACACAUUAUGAUAAGAAACUUCGAGGUAAGCCUAAAGGAAUUAAACAAGUGUUAAUGGAACGUGGAAAAUGGCCAUCUGGAGGAUUGGUAUUAGAAUGUAGCAAAUGCAAAGAAAAGUGUCAGGAUAGCUCAAGAACUUCCUGCUAUGCACGUCGAGUAAUAUCCUUAGAACCCAAUUUUCUUGCUCAAAAAGGUGCUAUUGAAGAAUUAAUUGAAAAUGCAGGACAUAAAUGCAUUUUUUUCCCUAAAUUUCAUUGCGAAUUAAAUUUCAUUGAAAGAUAUUAG